This is a messenger RNA of Rasamsonia emersonii CBS 393.64, 735 nucleotides long. Its product is annotated as H(+)-transporting two-sector ATPase. The record is from RefSeq and is a predicted model, not a curated record. The transcript has 4 exons. The coding region runs from base 1 to 735 and encodes 244 amino acids. Lineage: Eukaryota; Fungi; Ascomycota; Eurotiomycetes; Eurotiales; Trichocomaceae. Gene Ontology annotation, molecular function: proton transmembrane transporter activity. Gene Ontology annotation, biological process: proton motive force-driven ATP synthesis.
AUGGCUUCGCGUCUGGCUAAGAGCGCCGUCGGCGCUACCCGCGUGCGACCGGCACUCGUUACCCGCAACAUCCCUGCUAUCACCGCCAACCUCACGGCGACUCGAUCGGCCUCCAGCGUUCCGUCCGAGGACCCGAAGAAGAAGGCUCAGUCCAUUCUUGACUCCCUGCCCGGCAACUCGCUGAUUUCCAAGACUGCGAUCCUUUCCGCCGGUGCCGGUCUCUCAAUUGCUGCGAUCAGCAACGAGCUCUAUGUGCUGAACGAGGAGACCGUUGCGGCUUUCUGUCUGCUCAGUGUCUUCACUGCUCUCGCCAAAUACGGUGGCCCCCUGUACAAGCAGUGGGCUGAUGGCCAGGUUCAGAAGUACAAGGACAUUCUGAACUCGGCUCGUGCCGAUCACACCAAUGCUGUCAAGCAGCGCAUUGAAAAUGUCCAGCAGCUGAGCGGUGUCGUUGAGAUCACCAAGCAGCUCUUCGAGGUUUCCAAGGAAACUGCCAAGCUCGAGGCCCAGGCCUAUGAGCUGGAGCAGCGAACCGCCCUCGCCGCCGAGGCUAAGCAGGUUCUUGACUCAUGGGUGCGCUACGAGGGGCAGGUCAAGCAGCGCGAGCAGCGGGAGCUUGCUGAGGCUGUCAUCAGCAAGAUCCAGGAGGAGCUGAAGAACCCCAAGGUUCUCAAGCAGAUCCUCGACCAGAGCGUUGCUGAUGUGGAAAGGAUUGUGUCCGCCAAGUCCCAGUAA